Messenger RNA from Paracoccidioides lutzii Pb01, 399 nucleotides. RefSeq lists its product as hypothetical. The record is from RefSeq and is a predicted model, not a curated record. The transcript is spliced from 2 exons. Bases 1 to 399 code for a protein of 132 amino acids.
AUGGAAAAUGCCAAGGUAUCUGCUAGGCCCCCAGCAUUUCCUCUGCUGGAGGAGCGGCAGCGGGAGGUGGACAGAACACGACAGAGGGUGCGAUACAGACACUGGUCCACCUUCUGGCUUCUGGAGGGGCUUCUGACGUGGCCAGCCUCAGACCCCCUGGAAGAUGAACGGCGACAGCGCAACGUAGGUGUAGAGGCCGUGAGGCAGUUCUGUGACUUCCCCGAGGGUGGUCUCCUUGGAGAGGAACGACCAAAGCGAAAAGUGCUGUCCGAUGGGGCUCUUCAUGAGGAUAUCCAACCAGAGAAGAAGGUCAAGCUGGAGGAUCGCCCAUCACCCUUUUCAUGGGAAGAGAAAAUGCCGGGAGGGCGAAGAGCAUAUCCGACAGUCCAAGAAGCCUAA